GGGAUAAACAAAGUUGCCUGUGUAGCAAAUGUAUGCGUGAGAAAGAUGACCUCUGCAGCAUGAGGGAAUGACUCGGCACAGGAAACAGGGUGUCUGCUUUCUGAGCUCUAACCUCAGAGCCCCCUAUCCUGACUUCUGCUUACACAGCUCCAGUCCAUUCUGCCUUCUCUCUGCCACAGCAUAGCCUGAUAUUGAGAUGGCAUGGGCCAUGAGAGCAAUGCAGCAUGCUGAAGUCUACUAUAAGCUGAUUUCAUCAGUUGACCCACAGUUCCUGAAACUCACCAAAGUGAAUGACGAAAUCUAUUCUGAAUUUCGGAAAAAUUUUGAGAAACUCAGGAUAGAUAUAUUGGAUCCAGAAGAACUUAAAUCAGUUUCAGCUAAAGAGCCCUUUCAAGAGUGGAGGAAUAAAUUUACCUAUGUGAGUAGUUUAACUGGAACACUUGGAAGGAAGAUUGGCAAAUAGGGUACAGGGAGGUGUUUGGAUUCUCUGGAUUUAAGUUGACAUUAUCACAGGUCAUGCUAAAACUUGUGUUUCUCAUUGUUUACUUGAUUAGCUUGUACUUUUAUAGAUCACUAUAACUCUUAUAAUUGUGAAAAAAUUUCCCUGAGAGUAGGCCCUUGGCUGAUGAAGAACGUGUAAACUUUUAACUCUUAUCAGGAUGUUAACUGAUCUUUGGAAAAUUGCCUCUACUGAAUAGAUUUCUUUCUUGCAAUUUAA
This is a messenger RNA of Myotis davidii, 718 nucleotides long. RefSeq names its product protein PBDC1-like. The transcript is spliced from 4 exons. Gene Ontology annotation, cellular component: cytoplasm. NCBI's taxonomy places the organism in Eukaryota, Metazoa, Chordata, Mammalia, Chiroptera, Vespertilionidae. The record is from RefSeq and is a predicted model, not a curated record. The coding region runs from base 197 to 463 and encodes 88 amino acids.